CCGCAGCCAAGUGUGAAACCGAGUCUUGUUCCGCCCGUCACUGUUGCGGAUAGUCGUGUACGUUGAGAGACAACCAGAAAAAUAUCAAAUUUUUAUAUUUCAUUGGUAGCACUAUAGUUAUUUUAUCGUUUAAUUAGUAUCUGUCCGGCAACCCACAAACAUACGCACGCGGUCGUGUGCAGUUUGUUUGUCCGAAGGUGCUUGUGCGCUCGCAUCAGUCUGUCACGAGGACUACCAUGUCAAUCUCACUCAGGCUCCUGGCGAUCGCAUGUCUGAUCACAUUGGGAUCUUGUGAUUCGUUAUUAUCACGAAUUAAACGUCAACAAGCGUCAACAAGUGAACCGAAAAAAGAGGAGAGUUUUGAGAUCGAAAUAUGUAAAGACAAAGACGCAGGAGAAUGGUUUCGGUUAACAGCACAAGAUGGUGACAGUUGCCGUGAUGUCAUCCAGUGCACAUCAUCGGGAUUGCAAGCCAUUCGUUGUCCUGCCGGUUUGUAUUUCGAUAUAGAAAAACAAACAUGUGACUGGAAGGCCGCAGUGAAGAAUUGCAAGUUGAAGAAUAAAGAACGUAAAGUCAAACCUUUAUUGUUCACAGACGAACCAUUGUGUCAGGACGGAGAAUUGUCUUGUGGUGAUAAGUCUUGUAUUGAACGAGGACUAUUUUGUAAUGGUGAAAAGAAUUGCCCUGAUGGUUCAGAUGAAAAUUCGUGUGAUAACGAUAAUGAUCCUAAUCGCGCACCGCCUUGCGAUCCUGCCGUGUGCGUUUUACCCGACUGCUUCUGCUCCGAAGACGGCACCGGAAUACCAAACGACUUGCCGGCCAAAGAAGUCCCUCAGAUGAUUACGAUCACUUUUGACGAUGCCAUCAACAACAAUAACAUCGAACUGUACAAGGAAAUAUUCAAUGGCAAACGCAGAAAUCCCAACGGGUGUGACAUCAAAGCUACGUUCUUCGUGUCGCACAAGUACACCAAUUACUCGGCGGUGCAAGAAACCCACAGGAAAGGCCACGAAAUCGCAGUGCACUCGAUAACGCACAACGACGACGAACAGUUCUGGAGCAACGCCACCGUCGAGGACUGGGCCAAGGAAAUGGCUGGUAUGCGCAUUAUCACCGAAAAAUACGCUAAUCUGACAGACAACAGCGUUGUCGGUUUAAGAUCRCCUUAUUUGCGCGUAGGCGGCAACAACCAAUUUACCAUGAUGGAGGAACAGGCUUUUUUGUACGAUUCAUCGAUCACUGCACCACUGUCCAAUCCGCCGCUCUGGCCGUACACCAUGUACUUCCGCAUGCCCCACAGAUGUCACGGAAACUUGCAACACUGUCCGACUCGUAGCCACGCUGUAUGGGAAAUGGUGAUGAACGAACUAGACAGAAGAGAAGACCCUAGCUUUGACGAAUACUUGCCCGGUUGCGCCAUGGUAGACUCAUGUUCCAACAUCCUGUCCGGCGAUCAGUUCUACAACUUUUUGAACCACAACUUCGACCGGCAUUAUGAUCAAAAUCGCGCACCCAUGGGUCUGUACUUCCACGCCGCCUGGCUGAAGAACAAUCCCGAAUACUUAGACGCGUUCCUGUUCUGGAUUGAUGAAGUACUGGCCAACCACAAUGACGUGUACUUCGUAACCAUGACGCAGGUAAUCCAAUGGAUCCAAAAACCAAGGAUCAUCAACGAGGUAAAGAACUUCGAACCAUGGAGGGAAAAGUGUGUGGUCGAAGGGCCACCAGCCUGUUGGGUACCGCAUUCGUGCAAGCUGACCAGCAAAGAGGUUCCCGGGGAGACCAUCAACUUGCAAACGUGCGUCAGGUGCCCCAACAACUAUCCGUGGCUCAACGACCCCACCGGAGACGGUUUCUUCUAAGUCACACGCACAUUGUUCCCCGAUCUCACACACCCACACUCAUUAAUCGAAUUUUUUUUACAAUCCAAUAUAAUAUAUAUAUUAUUUUUUUUUGAAUUUUUAUUAUUACUUUUAUUUUUAUUUUACUUAUUAUUCUUUUUUUUUUUGUUUUUUUUUUUAUCUGGAUGUCGAGACAAUGCAUCUCCCGUUAUAAAAAAAAUUAUUUAAUCAACAAAUUUCUAUAGGUUCAUUAUGUGUAUCGGGUUUCUCAAUUAACUGUGAUUGUUGUUGUUUACGACGUCACCGCCGCCGUCGUUCAUAACACACUACAUCGCCAGCAUUAUGCGGUGGCAUAAUGCGUGUUACUUAUUUUAUAUUGUAAUAAUCGUCGAACAUCGAUAUUAAUUAAUUUUUUUUUACUUUGAUUUUAAGAACUUUUUCCAAGAAAAAAGAACAGUUAGGUACUUUUGUAAAAAUUAAUGAAACGUUGUAUCUAUAGAUAGUAAAUAAAUUAUAUUAAUAUUUAA
Diuraphis noxia (Russian wheat aphid) is the source of this 2368-nucleotide messenger RNA. It is a transcript of the gene serp, whose product is annotated as chitin deacetylase-like protein serp. Gene Ontology annotation, biological process: carbohydrate metabolic process. The record is from RefSeq and is a predicted model, not a curated record. NCBI's taxonomy places the organism in Eukaryota, Metazoa, Arthropoda, Insecta, Hemiptera, Aphididae. Gene Ontology annotation, cellular component: extracellular region. Gene Ontology annotation, molecular function: hydrolase activity, acting on carbon-nitrogen (but not peptide) bonds; chitin binding; protein binding.